UAAUGGAAGGGUAAAAUGGUAGGGACUGUGAAAAAAUUGGGACCGUCCUUGGUAGGGACUGUGAAGGAGGAAGAUAAAUCUCUGUCCUCUCUCUGUCUCUCUCCUUGUUCUUGUUUUCUGGACUCGCUCUCUCUCUCUCUCUGGCAAGCCAAUCCUUUUGUGCCUCUUUAUAAUCCAACUAAAAUAAAAAUGUCCAAUUUCCAACCGGAGGAUCCUGCCCCCUACAUGAACCAUGUUGGUGAUCAAAUGCAAGAGGUUCAUGACGGUCUAGAUGAUGAUUUUCAUGGGGAUGCAUGGGACUCUGAUGUCGACGAGUUUGACUACUCUAAUAACAAAAUAGGUGAUACUUCAGCUGCUCAAGCUCGGAAAGGGAAAGACAUCCAGGGCAUUCCUUGGGGCAGACUCAGUAUUACCAUUAGCAGAGACCAAUACAGACAAACUAGACUUGAACAGUACAUAAACUAUGAAAAUGUCCCUAACUCUGGUGAUUCCUCGGCUAAAGAUUGCAUGGUCACACAGAAAGGGUCUCUUUUCUAUGAUUUCUGGCGGAACUCAAGAUCUAUCAAAUCAAGUAUUAUUCAUUUCCAGUUGAGAAAUUUGGUAUGGGCAACAUCUAAGCACGAUGUCUACCUUAUGUCAAAUUUUUUGGUGAACCACUAUUCUACAUUGAAAUGUCGAAAGCAUGAGGUUCUCAAUCUUCAAGGUCAUGUUUCCCCAUCCGAGAAACAUCCUGGAAGUUUGUUGGAGGGAUUUACAAAGAUUCAAGUGAGUUCACUUGCUGUGAAAGAUAAAUUUUUAGUUGCUGGUGGAUUUCAAGGAGAAAUUAUAUGCAAGCAUCUUGAUAGACCUGGUGUGAGCUUUUGCUGGAGGACAACAUAUGAUGACAAUGCUAUCACUAAUGCAAUUGAGAUCUAUAACAAACCCAGUGGCGCGCUUCACUUCAUCGCCUCGAAUAAUGAUUGUGGAGUCAGAGAUUUUGAUAUGGAGAGAUAUCAGCUUGUUAACCAUUUUCACUUUCCUUGGCCAGUCAAUCACACAUCACUGAGUCCUGAUGGCAAACUAUUGACGAUUGUGGGAGACAACCCAGAGGGCCUUCUCGUAGACCCCAACACUGGAAAAACACUGGGAACGGUAGCAGGACAUUUAGACUUCUCCUUUGCAUCGGCGUGGCACCCGGAUGGGCUCACAUUCUCCACAGGUAACCAAGACAAGACCUGCAGGGUCUGGGACGUACGCAACCUCUCUAAAUCUGUUGCUGUCUUGAGGGGUAACCUUGGGGCAAUCCGUUCCAUCCGCUACACGUCUGAUGGGAAGUACAUGGCCAUGGCUGAGCCGGCUGACUUUGUCCAUGUCUACGACGUCUCAAAAGGGUAUGAGACAGAGCAGGAGAUUGAUUUCUUUGGGGAGAUCUCGGGCAUAUCCUUCAGCCCUGACACAGAAGCACUCUUCAUUGGUGUUUGGGACCGCACUUAUGGUAGUCUCCUUGAGUAUGGCCGGCACCACAACUACUCUUACCUUGAUUCAUAUCUAUAAAUCAUUCGAGCUAUCAGAAGAAUAAAAGAGCUUAUUAUCAUUCACAGUCCUGUAAAAAUUAACAGUAAUAAACCGAAUCUCUAGUGGUGUUAAUAAUGAAUGUGUUGUACAAGUAAGAGAGAGAGAGUCGAUUUAGUUAGUUAUGUUUUUCUCCUUAUGAGUGUUGCAGUUCAUGUAUGUUGUACUUGUACAUAAGUGUUGAAGUUCAGCUUGGGUUUGCAUAAA
Brassica napus (rape) is the source of this 1758-nucleotide messenger RNA. RefSeq lists its product as uncharacterized. Gene Ontology annotation, molecular function: protein binding. The record is from RefSeq and is a predicted model, not a curated record. The transcript is spliced from 10 exons. Lineage: Eukaryota; Viridiplantae; Streptophyta; Magnoliopsida; Brassicales; Brassicaceae. The coding region runs from base 16 to 1533 and encodes 505 amino acids.